This is a messenger RNA of Soboliphyme baturini, 306 nucleotides long. The record is from the annotation of a GenBank genome assembly. NCBI's taxonomy places the organism in Eukaryota, Metazoa, Nematoda, Enoplea, Dioctophymatida, Soboliphymatidae.
AUGGCUUUGCGCGUUGUUGGUCGAUCGGUGUUGCUGCCGCUUGCACGGCAGUUGAACCCAAUCCGAUCCGUGGGUCUGUGGAGACCGUCGUGGUGGGAUCAUGGUUUUUGGCCAUCAGAUAUGUUCCGCAACAUCGACCGUGAACUGCGCCGUUUCGAGCGCGAGAUCGACCGAAGUUUCCGCGACUUCGGUGCACCGAGCCUCUGGCACAUGCAGCCAUUCCGCUACUACGAGGAACCGAUGAUCGUCGAAGAGAACGGCGAACACAAAAUGAAGAUGGUCUUCGAUGUAUCCCGAUUCAAGUGA